This is a messenger RNA of Drosophila novamexicana, 999 nucleotides long. RefSeq names its product sulfotransferase family cytosolic 1B member 1-like. Bases 16 to 984 code for a protein of 322 amino acids. Gene Ontology annotation, biological process: sulfation. Gene Ontology annotation, molecular function: sulfotransferase activity. Lineage: Eukaryota; Metazoa; Arthropoda; Insecta; Diptera; Drosophilidae. Gene Ontology annotation, cellular component: cytoplasm. The record is from RefSeq and is a predicted model, not a curated record. The transcript has 4 exons.
GCACCGGCUAUAGUCAUGUACGAGACCGAACCUCUUCAGACGCAGGCCACACUGCCCAUGGUCCGGAUACGCUGCAUGGAUGGCGCGGUCGGCAAAUGGCUGCCACUGCAGCAAAAUUGGAGCAGUCGCAGCUGCACGCUGCCGGAACGCUAUAUGAAGAACGCCCAGCGUAUCCAUGCAUUUGAGACCCGUGACAGCGAUGUGUUUGUGGUAACCUUUAUGAAGUGCGGCACCACUUGGAUGCAGGAGCUGGCGUGGUUGCUCCUAAAUCAGCUGAACUUUACGGCCGCCAAGAGUAGCUAUCUAACGGAACGCAGUAGUUUCUUAGAAUUUUCAGCAACCAUUCCGCUGUCUGUUGAUACGAUAACAGCAUGCGAGGAGAUGGUCAGUCCACGUUUGAUAAAAUCCCAUUUGCCCGCUCAGUUGUUGCCACAGCAAGUCUGGCAGCAGGGCCGUAAAAUAAUCUAUGUGGCUCGCAAUCCCAAGGAUGUUGUGGUCUCCUCGUAUCAUUUUUUGAAUGGGAUCAAAAUGUGGAAGGGCGAUUUGGAUACAUUUGUGAAUGAGUUUAUGAAGGAUGAGAUUUUAUACACCUCCUUCUGGUCACAUAUUGUGGAUUUUUGGAGAAUGCGCAACGAACCCAACAUUUUCUUUGUAACCUAUGAGGAAAUGAAGCGGGAUUUAAGAGCUGUCGUUAAGAGACUAUGCAAGUUUUUAUCUGUGGAUGAUGUUAAAGAUAAUCAAAUGGAACAAUUGCUGCAGCAUUUAUCAUUUGACAAUAUGAAGGGCAGCAAAUACAGUAAUGUGACGGACCUUAUCAAAAAAAGGCUAAAUACUACCGAGGACUUUGAAUUCAUGCGUCGUGGAGUUGUGGGUUCCUACAACGAUGAGCUGAGUGCCUUACAAAGGCAAAAACUUGAUAAAUGGACCAGCGAUUUUUUGAAGGCGUACGAUAUUAGGGAGUCGGAUAUAUUUGGCGACCUAUAAGUAGAUUUUGAAAAU